Messenger RNA from Periophthalmus magnuspinnatus, 2430 nucleotides. RefSeq names its product Rho guanine nucleotide exchange factor (GEF) 16 (gene arhgef16). Lineage: Eukaryota; Metazoa; Chordata; Actinopteri; Gobiiformes; Gobiidae. Gene Ontology annotation, biological process: activation of GTPase activity. The transcript has 15 exons. The record is from RefSeq and is a predicted model, not a curated record. Gene Ontology annotation, molecular function: protein binding; guanyl-nucleotide exchange factor activity. Bases 270 to 2384 code for a protein of 704 amino acids.
GAGGAGGAAGUGAGUGAAGCCUGAGAAAUAUGUGUCAGAGCGAAGGGUAAGCACCGAGGCGCGGCCAAGACGCACUGGACAACCGUCUGCGCUCAGGAACCACGGCACCGGGCUGGGACAUACCUCCAACACACCGGAUUCAACCGUGCGUAAAGUUAACACGCACAGCUUCCCUGAUGUGGUAGUUUCUCGAUCGCUGACUGGACCAAUCAGAGGUGUCCGUUAAGAGGAUACAGGAAGUAGGAUCAGUGUCCCAAUCAGGAAGAACAAUGGGUGACCAGGCCCCGAUCAUCACAGAGAGCUGCUUCACCACCGUCCUCCAUAUAUCCGAACCAGGAGAUGAAGACUACGGACUACAACACCAAACCCUGCCCCAAAUCAAAACCUCCACCGCAGAAGAAGAAGAAGAAGAAGUGGAGGAGGAAGUGGGCGAUGUGGUGGACCGGUUGAUCGUGCCGGACAUGCCCAUUUUAAGCACAAACAGCCCAGCGUCUCAGAAAACGGGCAAACAACAACUUAUCCCGAAAAACUUAGCCGUCUCGAGCCGACCCAAAAACAGACACCACACGACCGUCGUCACUUUCCCCGUGGGACUUGAGUUAUCCAAAAGCGGGAACGAAUCCAAGAGCAGACUGUCGGCAGUGGGUCCCGAGGUGGGGUGGGACGAGUACGACAGCGAUGGCGACGGGUUUGGGUUCAGGAGGAAUCGGAGGAACAAGUCGUACAAGGCGGCGGUGACCGAAGUGGGAUUUAUAAGCAAAGGAAGUGCGAACAUGCUGGCGCCGGUGAAGGAGCGGAGAGCGAUCAGCCCCAGUCCGUCCAGGAGCCCGGGGAGAAAGAGGACACUGGGGCGAAAGAGGAACCAGAAGCAGCGUGGAUCGUUCAAAGACGCCACUCCACGGCUGUACCAGGAUGUGAGAGAGCGGGGGCUGCACUCCACAAACCAGGACGAGCUGUUGGAUGAUUUCGUGGUGGUGGAGCAUCCGGUGGAGGAGGAGCGGGACCAGGGCAUCGUGGUGCGGAACUACAGACCUGCUCAGCUCACCUGGAGCCAGCUGCCACAGGUGAAGGAGACUGGAAUCCUGUCUUUGAUCACGCCCCAAGAAAGGAAGAGACAAGAGGCUAUUUUUGAGAUCAUCACCUCCGAGCACUCGUACCUUCACAGUUUGGGGAUCCUGGUGCGGCACUUUAAAAACAGCGAGGCCCUCAGGAAGACCAUGACCGCUACAGAACACCACCACCUCUUCUCCAACAUCUCGGUCAUUGAAGACGUCAGCAAACGUUUUUUCGAGGAUUUAGAAAAGCGUCACUAUGACAACCCAGUGAUCCGGGACAUCAGCGACAUCGUGCAAAACCACGCCGCCCACCAUUUUGAACCCUACAUCGUGUACUGCUCCAACGAGACUUUCCAGCAGAGGACACUACAGAAACUACUGAGCAAUAACACGGGGUUUAAAGACGCACUGAAGCAGAUUGAGUCGAGCACUGAAUGCGGAGGCCUUCCCAUGAUCUCCUUCCUCAUUCUUCCCAUGCAGCGGGUCACCAGACUGCCACUGCUGCUGGAUACGAUUUGCCAGAAAACUCCAGACAAAACAGCGGAAUACUUUGCUGCACUCUGGGCUUUCCACGCCAUGAGCAAAUUGGUCACAAGCUGCAACGAGCGGGCGAGGCAGAUGGAGCGCACAGAGCAGAUGUACACAAUACAGAAACAAAUGGACUUUGGGAAGAUUAAGCCGUUCCCCCUCAUCUCCUCCUCGCGUUGGCUCAGGAAGCGUGGAGAGCUCGCCAUGUCCUCGGAGGAGCUGAGCAUCUGGAGAGCCUUCAGCCAGAGGAGCUACUACCUGUUUCUGUUCAACGACGUCCUCAUCGUCACCAAGAAAAAGAGCGAGGACAGUUUCGUGGUGAUGGACUACGCCACGCUGGAGAACGUGGAGGUGGAGGUACCCGAGGAGACGGACGCGAGGACGGGGUCUCCUCCUGCAAAAAACAGCCACUUUCUCUCCUUCAAACUGCUCAUGAGCAAGAACAGCGACGGGAAGGCUGAACAGAUCCAUCUAGUGGCCGACUCCAGGGCGGAUCGGGCUCGUUGGAUUGUUGCUUUAAUGGAGCAUAAACAGGCAGGGGUCUUCACUUGUAAAGAUGGGCUUCCUCAGUAUGAAGCUACUAAAGCCUAUAUGCCCAAGCAACCCGACGAACUGGGAUUGCAGCAAGCGGAACUCGUUAUUCUUCUACAAAACGAAGACGGUUGGUGUUUUGGAGAGAGGAUGCGAGAUGGAGACAGAGGGUGGUUUCCUGCCAGUUGUGUGACUGAAAUCACCGAUCCCACUGCCAUAGAGAACAACGUGCAGCGUAUGAAGAGGCUGCGAAAGGAAACCAAUGUUUAAUAUGAACUGUUAAAUUAGAUGUUGCCAAUUAUAAACUGAACUUUUU